Molecule: messenger RNA, 1221 nt
Organism: Thamnophis elegans (Western terrestrial garter snake)
Lineage: Eukaryota; Metazoa; Chordata; Lepidosauria; Squamata; Natricidae
Product: macrophage mannose receptor 1-like
Exons: 12
Coding region: 92-1138 (348 amino acids)
Molecular function (GO): signaling receptor activity
Source: RefSeq, a predicted model, not a curated record
CUCCAUUCCCUUUGCUGGAGGGAAGCCUGGAGUUGCCACUGAGCAGACUUUCUACCUGUGGAGGCAAAGGGACAGGGAAGGAAGGAAGACUAUGAGGCGAUUCAUCUUUUUGACUUUCAGCUUGCUGGUCGUGGCCCUCUCCCUAAGAGGAGCCAAAGGCUAUCAGUGUCCUCUAGAUUGGCUCCCCGGGAACGGGCUUUGCUAUAAGGUCUUCGGUGAACCAAAGACUUGGAACGAUGCAGAGCUGUUCUGCAGGAAAUUGAAGCCAGGCUGCCACCUUGCCUCCAUCCAUAGCUUGGCUGACUCAUUUGCCGUGGCUCUCUACCUCACUGACUAUCUCAAAAUUCAGAGCCGUGUCUGGAUCGGACUGUGGGAUCCAAAUCAGAACUUCAACUGGGAGUGGACAGAUGGAUCUAAGACUGACUACGUACGCUGGGACAAAGAUCAGCCCGAUCACUUCGAGAACAAAGAGUUCUGCGUUGAGAUUGUGCACUAUACAGGGUAUCUCAGGUGGAACGACCAGAAGUGCACAUUUUUGCAUUCUUUUCUCUGCCAGUGCAAAUACUACAUGACUGGCCUUGUUUAUUUGGGAGACCCAGGAGAUGGUGGAGGUUUAAAGCUGAAGACCCCAGACUCUUCUGCAUGGGAAGGAAGGAAGACCAUGGGGCAAUUCAUCUCUCUCACCCUCGGCUUGCUGGUCGUGGCUUUCUCCCUAAAUGGAGCCAAAGGCUGUUUAUGUCCCCGUGAUUGGCUCCCCAAUAAUGGGUUUUGCUACAAGGUCUUUGAUGAGCACAAGAAUUGGAACGAUGCCGAGUUGUUCUGCAGGAAACACAAGCCAGGCUGCCACCUGGCCUCCAUCCAUAGCCGUGAAGAGUCAAUUGACUUGGCCGAAUACGUCUCUGACUAUCACGGAAGUGGUGGAGAUGUCUGGAUUGGACUGAAUGACCCAGAGAAAAGACGCAAUUGGCAGUGGACAGACAGAUCCAAAAACAGCUACCUGAUGUGGAAACAAGGAGAGCCCAACAACAAGGAGAAUAAUGAAAAUUGCGUUGAACUUUGGAGCCCAACAGGUUACAAGAACUGGAACGACCAGAACUGUGCGUCCACACGUGCAUACCUCUGCAAGUGCAGAUUCUGAUGCAACGUCUCCUUCUCCUGCUCUGGGGGGGCGGGGGUGGAACACAAGUGAAGCACCUGGAGAAGCAAGGGAGCCUCCCCAAA